UCAAUGCUCCACAGGCGCCCCAACCAAUCGAACACAUGUGCGAAGCUAAUGGGAUGGACGAUGGACGUUAGUUCGUCCUAUUAGCUCCAAAAUUCACCCAAAUCCCCCCAUUCCCGCUCUAGACUCGAGACUCGAUUUCUUCGGGCUAAGGUCGGAAUCCAUAGCUUCUCCAACACCGACGAUCCUUCUGAUAGUCACACCGUCCGGAGACAAGGGGAGUAACCCACCACCGGUGACCACCGGCGACAUUAAACAGGAAUUUUGGAAACUUAAUGGAUUCUCAAAGCCAAAACACUUCAUUGCAGAGACUUCAUCAUGUGGAGAAGAGAAUCAUCAGGGUUUUGGAGCUUGCUGGUAGUGUAAUGGAUGAGCUUUCAAACUCAACUGGUCCACGGAUAGAAAUUCUUAACAACCAUUGUCGUGAGUUUAUGCAGUCGAUCAAGGACAUCCAAGUGACAUUGCGGGAAGAAAUCAAAAGUGCAUGCGAGUAUCGUCCAUUUGAGAAGUGCGAUUACAGUUCAAGAAUAUCCAACGAGAUCUGUUUCAAGAAGCUGGAAUAUGUCAUUGAGCAGUUAGAUGGCAUGAAACAAAGCAUUGAUCAAUAUUAUGGUGCAGUCUGAUGAACUGUGACGUGCAAGUUCCAACAUCAUAAGCAGUUAAACACACUUCCUUCCAACCCCUUUUAUGUACUGUCCAAUUUAGACAUCUUCCUUCUCUGUCCAAUUUACAAGUCCCACUAUGCUUUACUAGUUUGUUAGUCAUGUCCAACAAAGAGUAUUCAUUGAGUACCUUAUUACUCUGGAUUUCCUACAAGAAUUAUAUACUAUGGUUUUCCAACAAAGAUGCAGUUGUAUUUGAUUACCAAUUUACCAUGUUACUACGGAUUUGUCA
Molecule: messenger RNA, 891 nt
Organism: Nelumbo nucifera (sacred lotus)
Lineage: Eukaryota; Viridiplantae; Streptophyta; Magnoliopsida; Proteales; Nelumbonaceae
Product: mediator of RNA polymerase II transcription subunit 11
Biological process (GO): regulation of transcription by RNA polymerase II
Cellular component (GO): mediator complex
Molecular function (GO): transcription coregulator activity
Source: RefSeq, a predicted model, not a curated record